Homarus americanus (American lobster) is the source of this 2842-nucleotide messenger RNA. RefSeq names its product paired box protein Pax-6-like. Gene Ontology annotation, biological process: anatomical structure development; regulation of transcription by RNA polymerase II. The coding region runs from base 1 to 1632 and encodes 543 amino acids. The transcript has 10 exons. Lineage: Eukaryota; Metazoa; Arthropoda; Malacostraca; Decapoda; Nephropidae. Gene Ontology annotation, molecular function: RNA polymerase II cis-regulatory region sequence-specific DNA binding; DNA-binding transcription factor activity, RNA polymerase II-specific. The record is from RefSeq and is a predicted model, not a curated record.
AUGGACGAUUGGAUCCGCUUCUUUCUGGUCGGGGAGGAUCUGGUAGCAUUAGGGAAACUUGAUUUUGUUCUCUGUGAUACAUCGCUUAUCCUUGCAGGAGGUACGGGCGUGAACCAGAUGGGUGGCGUGUACGUCAACGGGCGGCCGCUGCCAGACCACAUCCGCCACAAGAUCGUGGAAAUGGCCCACUCUGGCGUACGAUCCUGCGACAUCUCCCGCAUACUUCAAGUGUCCAAUGGCUGUGUGUCCAAGAUCCUUGCUAGGUACUACGAGACGGGGUCCAUCAAGCCCCGGGCCAUCGGAGGCUCCAAACCCCGUGUGGCGACGCCUCACGUCGUCAACAAGAUCGCCGACUAUAAGAGGGAGUGCCCCUCCAUCUUCGCAUGGGAGAUCCGCGACCGACUACUGUCCGAGUGUGUGUGUACCAACGACAACAUCCCCAGCGUAUCAUCCAUUAACCGGGUACUGAGGAACUUGGCGGCACAGAAGGAACAAGGCUCAGGUGUGGGCGUGGGUGUGGGUGCAGCCGGCGGUGAGAGCGUCUACGAUAAACUACGGAUGUUCAACGGAGGAGCUGCGGCGGCUGGGUGGGCUGCGGCGUGGUACCCAGGUGCGGCUGCUGGUCACCUAGGACUCCCUCAGCAUCACAACACAGCCCUGCCGCCUAUACCCAGGGAAGACCCCAAGAGAGGACUAUUCUCGCCGUCAGACAACAACAACGAGGUGACAAGUGACGGCAACAGCGAGCACAACUCUAGCACGGACGAGGACUCACAGCUUCGUCUGCGGCUUAAGCGAAAACUACAGCGAAACAGAACUUCCUUCACUAAUGAACAGAUCGACGCCCUAGAGAAAGAGUUCGAGCGGACUCACUACCCAGAUGUGUUCGCCCGGGAACGACUGGCGGAAAAGAUUGGACUACCUGAGGCCCGGAUACAGGUUUGGUUCAGCAACCGGCGAGCCAAGUGGCGGCGGGAGGAGAAGUUGAGGACCCAGCGCCGCAGUGUCGACCAGGUGGGCGUGGGCAUGGCUAACACCGCCGCCGCAGCCGCAGCCUCCAGACUACCCCUUCAGUCUGGUUUCAACUCCAUGUACCCGUCCAUCCCGCAACCCAUCGGCACUAUGGCAGACUCCUACAGCAUGUCCGGGUCGCUAAGCUCCAUGGGUGGGUCGUGCCUACAGCAGAGGGACGCCGCCUCCGCCUAUCCCUACAUGUUCCACGACCCUCUCUCCUCCCUCUCCUCCUCCUACCAGCGCUCCUCCUCCCAGCUGGCCUCCUGCGGUAACACGGCGUCGCAGGUCGCAGUCUCCUCCUUCAACGCCGCCAGCCACGCGGCGGCCGCCUCCUACGCUGCCGUAGCCACCUCUUCCGCAGGCGGCACGGGAACAGUGAUGGGAUUUCGUCCGUACAUGGAGCGUGCCACAGGCGGGGGAGGCAGCUUCCCACGGGCCGAGCUGACGGACACACACCCUCACUCACCUCCAGCUGGUUUCCGGGCGACUGGGCUCGGCAAACACCCGUCGACUUGCACAAUUAGCGGCUUAAUAUCAGCGGGUGUGUCAGUGCCAGUCCAGAUCCCCAGCCAGACCCCUGAUCUGAGCGCCGCCAACUAUUGGCCGAGGCUCCAGUGAUGGUCUCUGAUGCGUGAGCCGGAUCUCUCGGCCUCGCAGUACUCACAAGUCUAAGGGCCUCACCACCACCACCACCACCGUCACCACCACCACCGUCACCACCGCCGUCACCACCGUCAUCUAAUACGACUGAGGUUCGAGUGGCUGUUUUUUUUUGUCUUCUUGUGUGGUUCACCUGCCCUCAGGGUGUGGUUUAUCAACGGGGGAGGUGUGGCUUACUCAAGGGGGUGUGAUUUACCCAAUGGGGUGUGGCCUACUCCAAGUGGUGUGGCUUAUUAAUAGAGUGUGGCUUACCCAUAGCGUACGGCUUUACCCACAGGCUGUAAAACUUACUCAAGAGGUGUGGCUUACCCAUGGAGGUUGUGGCCUAUUCAAAAGUUGUGGCUUACCCAUGGGGGUGAGCCUUCACCCAUGAGGCGUGACCUUAGUGAUAGUUCCUCUUCAGACAUAACGAAGAACGGGCGUACUAUCACGGCGACUUUCCACGAGAUAAUGUCAACAUUGUGCACAUAUGAUUCUGAUUUUGUACGGCUGUCCCGGCUCUGGGCUGACAUUAUGGUGGCAUCGUGGAAGUUUUCGGACGUGUUAUUGAUACAAAACUUAUGUUGUAGUGAGGAGACCUUUUGUAAAGCUCUUUGUUCCCGGUAGAAGAGGACACAACUGUGCUGGGUUUUCUGACCAACUUGUGCAAUCUGCGCUGAUACUCCUGCCAAUGUUCUUUUUUUUCCCAAGUUUUUAAAGCGCAAGGUGAUAAGUUUUUUUGACGGAUGAAUGACACAAAGAAACCCCCAGUUAGGUACAAAAUGACGAUACCAGUUGUAACCAAAAUAAUAUUAACUAUAAUGCAUGCUGUCAUGUACAUUGGUAUUUGAAAGGUAAAAGAUUACGAAGAUACCCAUAGCUUAGGAUUAAUCUUUAGUUACAUAAGUUGCUGUUGCUUCUGACUGCGGCCAACAGCAUCCCCGAGUCAGAGAAAACAGAAUUUAGUCACAGAAAACGGGAUGCUGUAGCCGAGCACUGCGAGACGGGUGUUGUCAACUGUCUCUGCUUUUCACAGUGAUGGGCGGCAGCGGAUGGCCUCUUGACACCUAUUUAUUACUGUAUAAAGGUGUGUAAACUGUGUAUAGUGUAGUAGACUGUGUAGUUUAGUUAUCAUACUCAUGCGUAUACACAACACAACCUUCCCUCCCUCCCUCCCUCACAACAACAA